Molecule: messenger RNA, 1277 nt
Organism: Radiomyces spectabilis
Lineage: Eukaryota; Fungi; Mucoromycota; Mucoromycetes; Mucorales; Radiomycetaceae
Exons: 2
Coding region: 337-1230 (297 amino acids)
Source: RefSeq, a predicted model, not a curated record
AAAAAAAAAAAAAAAAAAAAAAAAAAAACUUGGCUAGAAUAAUGAUUGGUCUUGAUGACGAGUUCCAGUCGAGGAUAUUGGGAAGAGAACAACCUUGCAGCAAAAGGAGAAAUAGACUCAUGGGCGGGAACCUCUGAAGAGAGAGGAAAGGGGUUGCCGAUUAUUUUUUACACCGAGAACAAUGAAAUUUUGAAAAAAAGGGCGUGCAUAUAAAACGAUUUUUUUUCUCUUAAUCACCCAUCGCAUCCACCCCAUCGCAGUUUAUCAUCAUCCUAUUCCCCGCUAGUUCAACUACAGUACUACCCUUACUCACAGUGAUUCUCACCAACCGUCCUGAUGACAAUUGCAUAUCAGGGCUGGGUGUGCCAGUACACGCCCUCACGACGAUUGUUUCCCUGGAAAAGGCGCUAUUUUGUUCUCACCUCCACCGCCCUACUUGUUUACAAAUCAGAGAAGGCAAGCCAAGCCGCGGUCACUUGCGAAGGCAAUGCUACUGUAUGCUCGCUGGCCGAGUAUCAGUUUGUACAACCGUACAUCUGUAAACGUUCGGCUCAUGCCAUCAUUAUGGAACCUCAGACGAUGGCUACCUGUUCCGCAGUGAUUUUUCACUGCAGUACCGGUGCUGAACAUCAAGAUUGGAUUGAGGCGAUUCAUCAUCAAAUUAUCAUGCUGGAAAGCAAAAAAUGGCGUCUUGGUGAUACAAGGAUUCAGACGGUAUCGCUGUUGGAUAAAUGGCUGGAUCAAUUCCAAAAAUCCAAUGAAAUGCAUUCGACGGCUCAACCUCAGGAAGAUCCCUAUGUCACGCUGAUUACCUCUAAAUCGGCUCCUUUGUCUCGUCCUCGAAGUAAAUCCGAAUCCAUUCACGGAACUCCGUUGUCAAUGAAAAUCGUCCCUCCACGGUCCACAAGUCUUUAUGGCAAUACUUCCAAAACGCGGCUGACCCCUUCCGGGGAUCCCAAGCAACGUCCUCAGGAACAACGAAUGGUGACUCGGUUGCAACGUCAUGGGUCGUUGACACUGAAAAAACGGCUGGUCCAUGACUUGGAUCAUUCCGAGUCCAUUACCAUCACCGUCAUCCCCGCCCCUUGGACCAUGCCUCUUCCACCGCGACGAUGUGCAACCCAACAAAAAAAGAAGACCAUGAAGCAUUCGGCCUCCACGGAUUAUCUCAAUAUCAAAGCUGUCGGCACCGCCCUUUCUUCACCCACUUUUGGAGCUGUUUAUCUUUAAUGCAGAAAAACACUCUCCUGUCUCUCUCUCUCUUUGUUGUUUUAUCG